AUGCGCAUUCUCUCUUGGAACAUUAAUGGUGUCCGAACUCUGCCAAAGUACCACCCCUGGAAUUCUUUCGCAUCCUUCGAUGGCGUACUUGACGCGUUGAACGCGGACAUUAUCUGUUUCCAAGAAAUGAAGUCGUCGCGUUCUCUGCUGCCGCGAGAUGUCGCCAUUCCUGAGGGCUACCAUUCCUUCUUCUCCUUCCCGGUCAAUAAAGGCGGCUACAGCGGCGUAGCAGUCUAUACAAAGUCAGCCAAUGUGACUCCACUAAAGGCAGAAGAAGGUCUGUCGGGCAUGAUACAGCCAAAGCCUCCGCUGUCCCAGGAAGAACGCGUCUCCCCUGCAUACCCGCACGCAUACGAUAUCGACGCGUUUUCUGACGAGAAUGGCCAUGUACCAUCUUCCUUUGAUGAGCUCGACGCCGAAGGACGUGCUCUAGUUCUUGACUUUGGCCUGUUCGUCCUCAUCAACGUCUACUGCCCCGCCGAGACGUCCGACGACCGGCUGCCCUACAAGAUGAACUUCCACCUACUUCUCGAAGAGCGCGUGCGGAAGCUGAUUGAAGAGGAGCAUCGCGAGGUCAUGGUUAUUGGCGACAUCAACGUUGCUGCCACGCCGAUGGAUCACCCAGAUGGACACUUGGCUAGCGUUGUUGAGACAUUUUAUGACCAUCCGCCUCGGGCAUGGCUCCGUAGAUGGCUGGACCCAAACGGACCUAUGGUCGAUGUCAUACGGACGUUCUGGCCUGAUCGGAAAGGCCUGUAUACAUGUUGGAACAUGAAGCUUCAAGCGCGAGAGACGAAUUACGGGGCACGUAUUGACUACAUCCUCGUCACUCAAGGCUUGCUGCCCUGGAUCAAACACGGCGACAUUCAAGCAUCGCUCAAGGGUUCUGAUCAUUGCCCUAUAUAUAUUGACCUGUACGACGAGCUUACAUUGGAGUCUGGGGAGACGGUCACGCUCCAUGACGCUAUGAAGCAGGGCACGAUCAAAGAUCCUCCUCGAAUAGCUGCAAAAUACUGGGAAGAGUUUGCUGGAAAGCAGACAGUAUUAUCAUCCUUCUUUGGCAAGCGGUCUGAGGUGCGACAUCAGGGCGGGCCGGAAUCACAACGAUCUUCUGAUCCGCCUGUCGUGAAUUCCGCGGGGCCUUCCUCUUCAUCACCAACCAGCAGCUAUACCCAUCCAUCGCAGCCGAAGCACUCCCCGCAUAAGCCUUCCCGGCCUGCAUUGAGGCCAACCACCGCGAAGUCUGGGCCUAGUUCUAUGACGAAGCGGAAAUCUUCCGACAAGUCAGCCAACAACGGGUCAAACAAGAAGACAAAAGUAGAGCCUGGUCAGGCCGGCAUCGCAUCCUUCUUUUGCAAACCCUCAAAGAAGUCUCCACCAAAGGAGGCAAUCGUAGUCGACUCUGAUACCGACUGCGACGAUGCCGAUACCGCACACACGGAUACCGCACACACAAGCGAAGACCAUAUCAGCGAUUCUCGUUCUUCCCAGGAUCUAUUAGCAUCUCAGGCUGCCCUCAUUUCAGAAAGCGAAGCAACUCAGAUACCCUCAAGUUCUCAGAACCACAGCAAGAGUGCUUGGUCCAACCUACUUGCCCCAUUGCAGCCACCCAAAUGUAUCGUACAUGACGAGGCCACAAAGUUGUACACCGUCAACAAGCCAGGACCGAACAAGGGCAAGACCUUCUACAUUUGCUCGCGUCCUGUCGGUCCUGGAUAUGACAAGGGCAAGGCAGAGCGACUGCGGGACGAGGUGGAUCAUCAGUACCGGUGCAACUACUUCAAGUGGGCAAGUGAAGUCAAGCGAGAGGCAUUGCAGAGUCGGCAAAGCAAGAGGAGCGGUCCUGUGGGGACCGACUCAAAAUCAUGA
Messenger RNA from Laetiporus sulphureus 93-53, 1869 nucleotides. RefSeq names its product DNase I-like protein. Gene Ontology annotation, cellular component: nucleus. Gene Ontology annotation, biological process: base-excision repair. The record is from RefSeq and is a predicted model, not a curated record. Lineage: Eukaryota; Fungi; Basidiomycota; Agaricomycetes; Polyporales; Laetiporaceae. Gene Ontology annotation, molecular function: double-stranded DNA 3'-5' DNA exonuclease activity; phosphoric diester hydrolase activity; zinc ion binding. The transcript is spliced from 6 exons. Bases 1 to 1869 code for a protein of 622 amino acids.